CCGCUUCCGGCGCGUCUCACCCCCGCCGCGGCCAUGUCGGUGUUCCACGAUGAGGUGGAGAUUGAGGACUUCGAGUACGAUGAGGAGACCGAGACCUACAGCUACCCGUGCCCCUGCGGGGACCGCUUCCUCAUCACACGGGAGGACCUGGAGAACGGCGAGGACGUGGCCACCUGCCCCAGCUGCUCCCUGAUCCUCCGCGUCAUUUACGACCAGGAGCAGUUCAUGCGUGAUGAAGUCAUUGCAGAACCUCUGCCAAACAAGGAAUUGAUAAAGUGCUGAUGAACACAUCACGAACUGUUAACCUCUUUAGCAUAAGAAAGUAUCGGGAUAGCAACUGCAGAAAGAGACAUGGUUUUCCUCCUGGAAGUGCUCGCUGCUGUGAGAUACAAGUGCAAUAACUGUCUGUCUUCACAAUUUGAAUAAGAAUGUGUUGGGACAUCAAGCACGUGAAUGGCUUCUGUUCAAAGGAGUUGUACCUUUUAAAAAUACAUGAGUUGCCAUAUGUAUUCCAGAACACUUGAGGAUUAUGAUUGAAUUAUGACAGCAAGUCAAUACAUAGAAAUGUAUGGGGUUGUGAAAUUAUGACAUUUGUCUAGCAGUGGCUUCUUAGCCUGUGGAGAAAAGAAGGCUUUGUGUGGGGCUGUAGCAGUAUGAAAUGGCACAGAGAGCUGAAAUACUGGGAAACAAAAUUUAAAAGUCCAGAGGAUGUGAUGCCGUACAGAAUUACCACUUUGACAUAGUGUGGCAUCACCCAGGAUGUGGGCUGAUACUUGAACUCAGAGUGGACAGAAAUUUACCCAUGUUUUCUCAACAACUUUGUAAUUUGACUUGCAGCAAACAUAAACUGGGCUGCAGUUCUUUG
Molecule: messenger RNA, 865 nt
Organism: Neopsephotus bourkii (Bourke's parrot)
Lineage: Eukaryota; Metazoa; Chordata; Aves; Psittaciformes; Psittacidae
Gene: DPH3
Product: diphthamide biosynthesis 3
Exons: 3
Coding region: 34-282 (82 amino acids)
Biological process (GO): protein histidyl modification to diphthamide
Molecular function (GO): metal ion binding
Source: RefSeq, a predicted model, not a curated record